Harmonia axyridis is the source of this 9464-nucleotide messenger RNA. RefSeq lists its product as uncharacterized. The transcript has 7 exons. Bases 335 to 7759 code for a protein of 2474 amino acids. The record is from RefSeq and is a predicted model, not a curated record. NCBI's taxonomy places the organism in Eukaryota, Metazoa, Arthropoda, Insecta, Coleoptera, Coccinellidae.
GCUGUUUCUGUCUAAUGAAACCAUUUUUUAAAACAGCCGAUAUCAAUAAUGUCCUGCAUUCUUCAUUGAUUGAUGCAUUUCAAAAGUCGAUGACGUUGUAUAAGGAUUAUAUGUCCUUUUGAGAAAAUUAUAUUUCUGGGAACAUAGAGAUGCCAGAUAAUAUGGUUAUGGUGAACUCUAAUGACAGUGACAUAAAAAAAUGCUGUAUGACAUUAGUGAUGACCCGCCUGUGAAUUCAAUAUGUAUUUAUUAUAUAGAAAAAUGGAUUUACAAAUAUAAAAUUCACUAAUAUAAGAAGCAAAAUGGAGAUGGAAUUUAUUAGGUCCAAAAUUAUAUGUUAAGAAUUCAAGCUGUCGAAAGUUUUUCUAUCAAGAUGUCUGUGGAAGAUUUCGGAUUUCCACUUCCAGUUAAGAUAGAGGAGGAGGAUCAAAAACUAUGUAUUGAUCUAGAUACUGAAGAAAAUAGUCCAGAGGAUAUUGUUAUUGAGUGGCAUCUGGAAAUAAGAAGGUUUUUCAGUAGCUAUUCGGCAGCCUCUGGAGAAAUUAAGUUGGUCACCAUUAUGAAGGAAUACAUAACAUCUUUGACAGAACGUGCCAUCCAUUUCGAGCAUGUCGUCAGACUGCACGAAAUGGUCGAUUACCACAUGGAGCACAUUUACUGGUUCUACCGGGAUUCCGACACUUGCCUAUCGGACCUGUAUUUGGACUACAUGGAGCACAUCAUGACCUUUUACGUUAACCUCUCGCUCAGGGUGCUGUUGGCGUUGAAAAGUAAAAUUAAAGUCACCCAAGAAAUGGUUAACAACACAACCCAAAAAGUCAUAAAGAGGUUGUCGUUUUAUCUGCUAAAGAGCGAAUAUCAUAUAUUUCAUGUAUUGAUAAGGCAAACGACCACAAUGGUGGAUGGUAUGAUCAAGGAUCUCAUGAGCAUUCUCAAUUCGAACAUUUGCAAGCAAAUAUUCAGGAAUAUAUACAAGUUCUUUCUAGUAAUGGUACCUAUCAGGGACUUGUCGGAAGAAGCGUUCUGCCGAGCUUUCAUCCUUUUCGAGAACUGGAAAGCCUUCGAGAACCAUAAGCACAACGAACAUAUCGAAAAGUGUAUGGAAAACAUCUUCAACCACACCAUGGACAGUAUUAAGGAAAACGAAUUUCUCAGAGAUAUCCUCAUGCCCAAGACUUCCAUCAUUUCAGAACUGAUGAGGGUUAUGGGUUGUGAUCCUAGCAUAACCAAGGCCUACUUCGAUUAUAUCAAGGCCAAGCAGAAGCAGGAUGGAGAAUCGAUCGACGACAUUGGAAAGUUGAAAUUGGAGAACGUCAUGCUCUCCGAUACUGAAGAUACUGAAUCUGUUGACGAAGAUGACGGUGUCGACUUCGAUGACAAGUAUGAGGAACUUUUUGGUAACAUAAUGAAAAACUCCGAUUAUGACCUGGACGAAGUAUUGUUCGAUUGCAAAAAUGAGAGGAACUCGUUGGAAGUAACUUCAGGCGAACAAGAUCCUGAUAUCAUGGUUGUGGACACGGAUUCAGAUUCGGAUGUAGAGAUAGUGUCGAUUACUCCAAGUAAUAAGGAAAAUUCUAACACAUCAAGGAGAACACACACCGGUCAACCUACAUCUUUCUUGGAAAGCAUUACUAUCGAUGUCGAUACAACCAGAAGGAGAUACGGGUUCAGAACUUUUGGAAAUUUCAACAACACACCUACCCAUACUACCACAGAAAUCGCCCAUAGUUCAACAUCAUACAUAGAACAACCACCUCAAACGGUUUUUGAUCGGCAAGAUGUUUUGGAAGUAAUCAACGACACACCAAUCGAAACCCUGAAUAUAGACAAUGACAUUGUUGAAACCACAGAGAGCAACACUAAUGUACCAGUGAAAGAAAACAACAGUGUUGUUAACAUCAUGCAAGCCGAUACUUCAGGAAAUGAAAUGUCCAAAUCUGACAAAGUAACAUCCAGCGAUUUGGAAGUCCCAGUUUUGUCGCCCACUAAUCUUUCCUGCGAUCUCUCAGAGGUUCCUAUGGAACUAGAAAUCUCAGACUACCUUUCUGACUUCAACGAAAAAAUUGUGGACACCGCUGCUCCUAAAGCAGUGGAAGUUUCAUCCAGUUCCAAUACGCUCCCAGAAAAUUCUAUUUCUGCGCCAAGUCAGUCUUCUGCGGUCCAAGAAGUAGCCAACUUCUCGAAAGCAGCACAGAUGCCCAUCAGUGUAAAAACUAACGGAACUAUCAAUCACAUUUGUAGGUGUUCUCAGUUACUGGGAACCUUAGCCCCUACGGAAAGAGAGGAGAGGUCUUUGGAGGUCUUUCCUGCAAUUUCUUCGACAACAAGUGAGAAUAUAAAAGUAGUAACAGAUAAUCAAGAUAGUUCGAAGAAUAAAGAAAUUGAGGGAACUGUUGCUUCAGAAAAUUUGGGAGAAAAUACUGUUUAUUCUGAAAGAAAUUCAAAGAACAGUGAAAUUGAGGCGUUGAUUACUCCAGCAGGUUCGGAAAAUGUUGCAGUUGAAACAGAAAUAGAAAGUUUACGAGACAAAAAAAUUGAGACAACAAUCGUUGAAGAAAAUUUGAAAAAUCGUGAUGCUGAACCAAUUGUCACUGUAGAAGCAAGCUCAAUAAUAAGUGGUACUGAGGUAGUACUUACUUCAGGAGAAAUUUUGAUGGAAUGUCCAACUACCGAUAAAGUUGACGAUGGACAACAUACAAUGGGUAAUAUUGAAGUGGAUAGAACAAUAACUUCAGGUGAUAAGUCGAAAGAGAUCUCGAAAAGUGAUGAAGUUGAGGCGACUAUUGCUACAGACGUAGUCGAAGAGAAUGUUGUAAACGAGGUGGUUCCGGAAGAAAAUUUGAACCAAGCAAAUGGCCUCAAGGAAGUGGAGAUGUCUAAUGAAGAAGUAUGCUAUUUUGAGGAAGUCGAAUAUUCGGAAAAGGAUAUCGAACAAAUCGUUCCAUUGGUUCCCGAAGUCCAAGAGAUUUGCGAACAGGUGGAAGCUCCUACGAUCCAUCUGGAUACUUUAUCGAUAAAAACGGUCGUCGACCAACCCAAAAAGUCGGUGAACGGUGCUCUACUUAACAAAGACCCCGAACAGUGUAAAAGUAAAGACGAAAGGACGUUGCAGUGCGACGCGAAAGUUACAAAGUGCCGGACAGAAAUCCGAAUCGAAGAGUGCCAAGAGACGACUAGUGCGCGAGUCGACACGCCCCUUGACACCGGUCAGGACUCGUUGUUCGUCCCGCCCCUCGACACUGGACAGUUCGACGUGAACAGUCCGGCCUCGCCGGACAACGCGCCUAAAUCCCGAGAUACGAAGAUGCUGAGGGUGGUCGGCGGUCUCAGAAAGGGUCAGCAACACGGCGAGUUCGGCUACCCUACGCCACCCGGCUCCGAGGAGGAAAAAGAUACGGACGAACAGACUAAACUCAUCUACAGCCACAUCCUGCAGACUCAGGAGCAGGAGGAGGACUUCUUGUCCGAGAUGGUGGUGGACGAUACCGAGAUAGACCCGGCCGACCUGCUGGAGAGAUUGUCGGACGUAGAGAGGGAGUUGUCCAGGUCCGCAACGCCCGGUAUAGGCAAGUCCUACGAGCAGAUCGUCAAGGAUUCCGUAGGCAGUCAGAACUCCUCCGACGAAGACGACGACGAGAUCGUCUCCAAAAAGUGCAAUAGCAAAGAUCAAGACCAAGACAUCAGCUUCGACGAGAUGGAACAGUUCCUGAAGAAAUGCGAGAACGACGACUACCCCCAAGCCAACCGAAAGAAACGGAAAAGGCAGAAAGCCGUAGCCGAAGACUCCAGGUCGAGGAAGAACUCCUUCACCAGGUCCCCGAAACGGGUGAAGAUCAACGACGAGCCCGAGACGCACUUCAUAACCUACGACGAAGACUCCAAAGACGACGUGUGGUCCGACCAGAACGCCUACAACCCGUCCUCCUCGUCAGACGACGAGGACGAUGUCGGUCGAAGAUCGCUCGCCAAACGAAAACCUUCUCCGAUGCCACUCUCGAAAUAUCUGAGCAAGAAGAACGGAAUCAAGACCCACCUACCUCUAUCUGGAAGGUUGUCGCCGGAGAAGCCGCCUCCGCUGAAGGGAAUACUGAAGCGCAUCGAGCAGAGGCAUACCUACCAGCCCCUGCACCCGGUGGACGACGAGCCCGAGACUGCGAUGAUCGUGUUGCACGAACGCGAGAUCGGCAGGGGUAAGAGAGGAUCUAUCGCGGUAAAGGUGUUCAAGAUAUCUUUCGCCGCUUUCCAAGUACCCUUCGACGAUUACAAACUGUGCCAUCACGCCAUGGUUUACCUUAAACACGUCAAACACGAAGACAUGAAAGACAAUGUGUCCGUGCGCACGAACAGGGACUUCGAGGAGGAGGAGAUGUACAACCAGCCGGACAAUAAACCUAUGUAUAAAAUCGUUUUUGACAAAAAGUCCCCGCAGCUCAACUCGAACGACCGAAAGUACUACUGCGAUCCGUCGAUCAGUUCGGUCGCCGCCGCCAAACAACAACCCAACAAAAGAACUUUAUACGAGUCAGAGAACGAACAAGGUACUGUACAUUUAUCUACUGAAAUUUCAAACCCGACUCCACCAGUCGAUCCCUCGAUCCCGAUAUCACCGCCCUACUUCUCCCCGUCCUCCAAUAGCAGCUCCGAAUUCCCCGAAUCCGCCAAGCUCAUCCCCUUCCAGGACAUAGAGAGGGCGUUGCUUGUGGUCGAGCCCGACAAGUCGGAAUGUCGCGAACGAAACGUACAAAACGCCUAUAAGUCCAUAGACAUGGAGACCAUAGAGCUCUUGUCGAACAACGCCGAUUUUCACAAGAUGUUGAGGGAUCUGAACGGCGACGUGCUAAUCGAGAAGGUUCCGUUGAUAAGCGUCGAGGAAACGGCGGACGGCGUCGUUACGGCUUUCGUCAACGACAACGACCUCGUGUCGAAUCUGAACACGGACGAGCAACUGUUGAAGAACGUAUGUCGGCAGCUGGAAUCCGAAGCGAUGGCGUCUCAGAAUCGACUGAUAGUCGACGGCGCCUUCUUGGAAGUCUUGGACGCCACUCGACAAGACGUCGAAACGUAUUCGGCCACGAUGCCCGGCGAUUCUUUUCCGUUGCGCGUCGUUUCCAAUACCGUUCCCGCUUCUUUGCAUCGACAUUCCUAUUCUGCUGACCCCCCUUUGGCGCAUUCGGGUUAUACUGAGGCGGGUUACCCGUCUACUUUCGUCCCCAAACACUCGCCUCCUUUGGUACCGCCGCUGGCCCAUAUGUACCCCUCGGAUCUUUCGGUAUACCCGAUGCACCAGCAGCCUUAUCCCAAUCUGCACGCUGGUUAUCCAGAGGCCGGUUGUUUUUCGACGGCCCGGACAUCUCCUUUGACGGUCACUUCUGCGUCCAUCAUUUCCAUGGGUCAGGAGACUUACAACGUGCCUGAUUCGUCUUUAAUCCACUCCGGUUACUCCGAGAUGAACGCGAGUAUCGCAAGUCCGCAAUUGAAGAUGCCAGUCUAUUCAGUUUCGCCACAAACGCUGCCCGUGAAUAUGAAAUCUUUUAUUCCGAAUCCGUCUGUGGUUCCGUCACUCUAUCCCGAGGGUCUUCUACCUUACCCUCAGACUACGUCUUCGUCUUACACUUGCAGCGUGCCUGCUUAUCCAGACGCGAACUGUUUGAUUCCUAAUUUACCUCGCCCUGAACACUAUCCCGAGAAGAAACCCAUAGUUCCUAGUCCCCCGCUAACGGCGCCACCUCACUCUACCGUUUCAAACGCGCAACAUCUAGACACCUCCGCAUCUAUACCCAGCCUACCGUCAACAUCGAAGUGUUCAAAGACGCUCAGAUGUUCUUCUAGGCGCGAAUCCUAUCGAACUAAACAGCCCCAAGUAAAGACUGACAAACGGAGGAAGAGGUUGCCCAAAGAGGUGUUAACCAUUUCUCAGAUCAACGAAUCGACCACCGAUCUCUCUAACCUUGACAAUAAUAACAAAACGAAUUCUAGCAUUUAUCCUACAACUAACCCUGGGAUUUUCACGCGAACCAGGAGCAGACUGCGUUCUUCUAGGUGUUUGCGCGUAUCCCAACCGACUGAUUACUUCUGUAAGACCUCUAAAUCGAGGGAUCCGCGUUUAAGGCAACCUAUUCUUUGCGUAUCGCCCCCCUUCGUCGCUAGAAGCCGGAAACCGAGCCUCCGGAUCCACUUUUGUUGUCCUGCUGGAAAAAAGCGAUGGGUGCGCAGAAAAUCGUUGCGGAAAAUCGGUAAACGGUACGGUGAAGUCGAGUUCCCGAUCGUGAAUGCGGUUCUCGGAACCACGACGUCUAAACCUAAGCAGUCGAGCUUGGAGCGUUGCUGUUGUUCCACGACGAAAGUAGAACCGACUCCAAUGUUUAUCGAAUCAACUCAGAAAUUUAUCGAGCCCACUCAGAAAUUUGUCGAACCAACUCAGAAAUUUAUCGAGCCCACUCAGUCAUUUGUCGAGCCAAUGCAGAAAAUUGUCGAGUCAACUCAGAAAUUUAUCGAGCCAACUCAGUCAUUUGUCGAGCCAAUGCAGAAAUUUGUCGAGUCAACUCAGAAAUUUAUCGAGCCAACUCAGAAAUUUAUCGAGCCAACUCGGACAUUUGUCGAGCCAACUCAGACAUUUGUCGAGUCAACUCAGAAAUUUAUCGAACCAAUUCAGCAAUUUGUUGAAUCAACUCAGAAAUUUAUCGAGCCAACUCAGACAUUUGUCGAGUCAACUCAGAAAUUUAUCGAACCAACUCAGAAAUUUGUCGAACCAACUCAGCAAUUUGUUGAAACAAAUCAGAAAUUUAUCGAGCCUACUACAAAGUUUGUCGAACCGAAGAUUCGAAAUUUCGUCGAACCGUCUCGAAAAUUUGUUGAAUCGACUCCUAAAAUAAUCGAGCCGAAGUUUGUCGAACCUACGAGGUCGAGACUAGUCGAACCUAAGCCAAAGAUUGUCGAACCAAUUCCCGACGUCCAUUUUGCGGUACCGAAGAGUGCGCCUCGCCAAAACGCGCAUCUAAAAACCGUACCACCGCCUACUUCAAACAACGAACAGAAAGUACAAAAGGCGCCAGCGCGCAAACGCGGCAGACCGCCUAAAAAUUCCAAGUCUCACUCGAAAGACGCGAGCGCGAAAGACCACAUUCCAUCCACUUCGAAGCACAUUCCUGUAGUGGCGCCGCGCGGUGUCAAAGCCAGUAAAGGCGCCGAACAAAAGAACUACCCGGCCACUCGAAGCGCGUCGCAACCACGCAUCGAACCGCUGAAAAUCAUCAAAGAUCCCAAGUCGAAAAACUAUUGCAAGGUCGUGCCCGUCAGAGCUAAAACGCCGGAACCGAUGCCGGUACCCGGCACUUACAACUUCAACAUUUCGGACACUGAAACUAAAGAGGUGUGUCGCCCUAAGGCGAAACAGGCGGAAAACGCAGAGAACCAGGUGGAAUUCGAGACCCACCUGCCUCUGAAAAAAAGGAAACUGUCGAUGCCGGUAACUUCGCCCACGCCCACCCAAUCAACGUCGUUGGCACGCAGUAGAGAAAAAGAAAUAAGCUAUCCCGCCACGCCCAUGCUAAGCAUUGCGGACGUCUAUAUGCAGUCGAGGGUGUUCAAGACGCCCGCUGAAAAGAAGCAACUCCCUCCAGAGUCCUCGAAGACGGUACCUUCCCAGUUCAACAGUAGCCCCUACCCCCCUAACCCGCGUCACUUCCCCCUCAACCUCGACUGCCCCUCUUACUCUCCACCCACAGUCCUAUUCCCUCCAAAAUUCAGUCACACCAAUUGAGUGGAUAGCUGAUAGAAAGCAGGAUGCAGCACAAGAACCAAGAAGAAUACUCGGGGAAGAAAUCAGUAUUUACUCAACUCUCAUCUUUGUUAUCUGUGAUAAAUGUCAUAUAUAUUUCAUUUUUAUUGUUUUUAUUUUGUUAUCUGUUAACAAAAAGAAUAUUUAUUUCUACAUCACUGUUCAUUAUUUGCAAUGAUUCUGUAUACAAAAUAACUGGACCGAAGCAAGAAGAAAGAAAACGGAAGACAGCUAUGUUGAGAAGCAACAAGAGAUGGGUGCCGAUUGGAAAAGACAUCAAGUGAAGAUGUGUUCGAGAUUUAAUUGAUGGCUGAUUUCGAUAAGUUCUUGAAUCUUUUAAUAUUUUAUUCUAAUUCAUUCUUUCAAUUUGCUAUUCAAAGUAACUUCUUUAUUAUCAAUUUGUUCUUAAACAUUAGUAAAUUUAUUUCUGAGGUCGAAACAAGAAAAUUUUUUUGCUACUGGAUAUUUUGGUAAGUGGCUCAUUUUUGUUAAAUAGGGAAUUAAACCUGGUGUUCACCAAAUUAUUUCUUGUGGUUGCUGUUGAAAAGCUUUUUCUGUUUUCAGUCGAUUUAUCUGUGUCUUAGAUAAAGAUAUGUGUGUUCUGAAAUAAAUGUCUUCUUGGUCAGAUGACAUUUUCAAACUUUUUGUGGGUGUUCUAAUUGUCUUCUGGUAUAUGUCAUCUAUGUACUAAUGUUGGUAGUUGUGAAAUCUCGUUGACUCGUUGUUAUUAACCGAAAUUUUGGCCAAGGAGGAAAAUGGCUGUUAAUCGUCACACCAAUUUAAUAUUUCAAUUGGAAAAUCUUUCUCGGUUCUUCUACCAAAAUUAUAAACCAUUUUAUCAUGUCCAUUCUAGAAUAUAUGAAUUUCAAGUUGAAAAAAUAUCAGAAACCGUAUUUUUUUACUUUUGGGGCCAGUGACGAAUAAUAUCUGUGAUAAAUUUCAAUAUUUUUCAUUACGAAUUAAUCUUAGAGUUUUCAAAAGAUGCUUAAUAUGUUAUACUUUGAAUGCUCUUUCUCUCUAUCUUUGUUUGCUUUCUCUCAUUUUAAAACGGAAUUUGUCCUUUAAGUUUUGUUUUCCUUUUAUUUUUCUUGGAUCAUUUGAUUUUUUAAAACUACACAUUGUUAUUUAUAGGGUUCAUAUAGUUUAUGGAUAGAUUAGGUGAUCAGAUUCAGCUUUAAUCCCUCAGUAUUUAUAUUCAUGUUACCAAAAAAAUUAUAUUUUUUUAAUUGCCUAAAAUGCCAUAUAUCAUGAAGAUAAUUUGUUUUGUUACUUUCAAAUUUUAUUAUAUUUUAAUGUUGAAUUUUUCAUUUUUAUAAAUCAAAUUAUUUAUAUUAAGUUUGAAUAUUUUAUUUAUCUCUUGUAUUUACAAAGUUUUUUUUCAGAUGUUUAUUCAUACUCUUUUACAUUUCAGAAUCCACUUUUUAUUUUUCAGCUAACCUACUUUAUCCAUUUUUAUUUUCAUGGAGUUUCACAUUUAAAGCAUUUAAUUUUCAUAUUGAGACAUCCUGACAAAAAAAAAGAGUUUUCAAAAAUGAUCAUUCCAAAAAAUUUAGAACAUCAAUAUUUAAUAAAUUGGCAAUUUUCAGAUUCUAACCUAAGAUAUUCAGCAUAACACAAAAUUGUCGAUUUAUUUUUACUUUGAUGUUUUGCGCUAAAUUCUCACUUUUGAAACUUCAUUCAUUCAUCU